AUUAAUUGAAACUUUGGGUUGGGUACUGUUUCGAUGACUAUAAGUGUAUAAUAAAAAAUGGAGGAUGGCUUCCUUCAAUACCUUCAUCUUGGCCUUCUUCAUGGCUCUCACAUUUUCGAGCAUGGAAGUGAGCCUUGCUGCUCGUCAUCUCCUUCGGUAGUUGCCACAACCACAACUGCCUCCAUUGCCUACUCUGCCUACGGGGCUGCCAUCAUUGCCAUCUAUUCCAACUCUUCCUCAGCCUACAAUUCCGACCAUCCCCACAAACCAACCAUCUCUGCCUCAGCCUUCCCUCCCCAAUCCCGGUGCUUUGCCUCUACUUCCCAGUAUCCCCUCAUCCCUGUCUACACUUCCAAAAGUUACUCUGCCACCGCUGCCCUCCGUCCCUUCUAUCCCUCUCCUCUCCCCACCGCUAGCUAAUUAAACAGUCUUGAAAUUGUUGUCUUCUGUCCCCCUUUAUGUACACAUUGUCUAGAGAUGCUAGUUUUGAUGUGCAUUACCUGUUUCCAUGGUGCGCCAUUGCUUAUAUGAUUAGCAAUAUGGAGUUGAUUAGUUUGUGGAUUCGGAUUCUCCUUUUAUAGAUGCAUUUGUUCCUUCUUUACUGCAUGCUUGUUUGUGGAAGUUGGAGUGUGUAUGGUUCGGUGUAAUAUUUGAGACAUAUGUAUGGGGUUAUAUAUGUCAUUGUUUGUAAUUGUUAUGUUCAGAAAUUCUCUAUGCAUCUUCUUGUUCUUUCUGCUUUUAUACCUAUUUAAUUAGCAUAUAACGGAAAGAAAGACAAGCACAGGAA
Molecule: messenger RNA, 787 nt
Organism: Rubroshorea leprosula
Lineage: Eukaryota; Viridiplantae; Streptophyta; Magnoliopsida; Malvales; Dipterocarpaceae
Source: the annotation of a GenBank genome assembly